ACUCUCACCGCUUAUCUCUCGCGACCUCCGCCGGACGCGCACGCUCGCCGCGCGCCUUACCGCCUCGAAAUCGAACCCGCGCCGCGAUCGCGUUAUGCCGCCCUACGAGCAUACUUACAUGUUUGGUUACUUGUAUUUGUUUUGUUUUCGGAGUCUAGGACGCGGGCCGGAAAUACGCUAGUUAUCAAAACUUUACAAAGUGUAUUUUUUUUCAAAGAACAGUAAAUAUUUAUGCAAAUUUAUAAAUCUAAAUUUAAAAUACUGGCACGAUGGUGUCAGAAGGGCCAUUGCCCGUGGUGUGGUGUGUACGGGAUAAUCAACUUGUGCCUCACCAAGUAUCGGGUGUAAAAUUACAAGGAGCCGUUACGGGCGCUCAUAUUGCUGCUGUUACAGACUUUUUGCGUAUGGUGGCCGGGACUCCUAUCAUUUUACCCCAUACAUCGGUACCGGAAGAUGUAGAUAAUAAUAUUAACCAAGAAAAAGAAGAUACUAUGCGCAGAAGAAAAAUGUCUAUGCAAGUUGAAGUACCUUGCGUUUUUCUGUCUGAAAGUGCCUUACAAAAGGCAAAGAGUCGCAGUAAUUCUUUAGAAGAAAAGGUAAUACAUUCCGAUCAGAAAUUCGCUCCUACUACAACCAAAAGAUAUCUAGAACUUGAUAUGAAGUCUUCAUUUUUUAGUUCAUCUUGUAAUAUGCUAGAAUUUAAGGACAAAGAUAGUAAUCAGGAUGGUGAGAAAGAAUGUUUUAAAUCAUCUUAUCAUCUGCGGGAAACUAAAAACGAAAAUCAACCCCAAAGAAUAACGAGAAUAAUUGAUUUAGACGACUUUAAUACAACCACAAUAGAAACUGAACCUGAAAAAGAAACACAAAGAAUUACAAGAAUUAUUGAAUUUAAGAAUGAUACAUUAAGUUCUCCGGUGUGUACUGAUGUGGACAAUGAGAGUUUACAAAGAAUAACUAGAAUUAUCAGGUUGGAUGAGGACCAUUCAUUCUCCGCAAUAACAAAUCAGGGCGAUAUUGACAAAGAAGGCUCUCAGAGAGUAACUAGAAUUAUUGAAUUAGAAAAAGAUAGUACUUUUCCAAGUAUGGCUAGAAUUAUAGAGAUGGAAAAUGAAAUUUCUAAUGAAAGAAGAAUUUCCUUAACAAAUGAACGUGAAACUGGCGGUGGACCUAAAGAAGAUUGCUGUGAAGAAGUAGUGGUGAGGUCUAAGCCGUCCUUAACUAGAGGUACUCCUAGGUUUAGUGUUGACUCUUCCUGCUCCGAAAACUCUUACGUCAACAUCGAAUGUGUUAAGAGUUUGCCGGAUGUUAAAAGAGAAGAUAGUGUUAGUGCAGAUCUAUCGCCAGUUUUCAAGCCAGUCCGGUCGAGAUUCCCGCGAAAGAAAACCUCCGUAUGUUCAAUUGGCUCUUCGGACUGCGACGAUGAGGUAGACGUGAUAUUUAAAUCGAAACCGAAAUCUAGUCAGUGGGUGAGCUUAGACUGGAUUCCUCCGACGCCCAAAGAAGAGCCAGUGAUAUCGCACGACUGUGAUAAAAACGACUUCAUAUCGAAAUGGAUAGCGGAACAAAAUUCGCACGAGCCUGGUAUUAUCACCGAUGAAAGGAGAAAAAGUCUUCCACCAAAAUCAAAUGAAAUAUAUCUCCAAAACAUGAGGAGGUUCAGUGAUGGAUUACAGAUGUGUAAAGAAGACGCAGCCAGUGAUUCACCCGCCACGGUUAAGUCUAAAUGGCACGAUAUUGUCAAGCGCCACCUACAGGUUCUUAAAAGUGAUAAGGGGUUCAGAAGACAACGCGGCAGCUGGAUGCGAACCGCGAGGCGGUUGUCGUCUACACCUGUUAAUCACAAGGAAUCAAUUCCAGCCGACACAUACAUGAAGCUUAAUGCUAUGUCAUGGUACUUCCGUAAAAUAAAAAGGAUUGAAGCGGAAAAGAAGCUCCUUUUGCCAGAAAACGAGCACGGCGCUUUCCUCAUUCGAGACUCGGAGAGCCGACACAAUGACUUCUCGCUAUCAGUGAGAGACGGCGACACGGUGAAACACUACCGCAUCAGGCAGCUCGACGAGGGCGGGUUCUUCAUCGCGCGCCGGACCACCUUCCGUACCCUCCAGGAGCUUGUCGAGCACUACAGCAAGGAUGCCGACGGGCUCUGUGUGUCGCUCAAUAAGCCUUGUGUGCAGGUUGAAAAACCAGUAACGGAGGGACUUUCUCACCGAACACGCGACCAAUGGGAGAUCGACCGUUCGUCUCUCAAGUUCGUCCGGAAGCUCGGCCAUGGGCAGUUCGGUGAAGUGUGGGAGGGUCUGUGGAAUAACACUACCCCUGUCGCCAUCAAGACCCUCAAGUCCGGUACCAUGGACCCCAAGGACUUCCUGGCGGAGGCGCAGAUCAUGAAGAAGCUGCGGCAUAGCAAACUCAUUCAACUCUAUGCUGUUUGCACGCUGGAGGAACCCAUUUAUAUCAUCACUGAGUUAAUGAAGAAUGGAUCUCUACUCGACUACCUUCAAGGCAAAGGCCGCGGUCUGAAGCUGCAACAGCUGAUCGACAUGGCGGCGCAGAUAGCGGCCGGCAUGGCGUACCUCGAGUCCCAGAACUACAUCCACAGAGACCUCGCCGCCAGGAACGUGCUCGUCGCCGACGCCAACAUCGUCAAGAUCGCCGACUUCGGACUCGCCAGGCUAAUCAAGGAGGAUGAAUACGAGGCGCGUGUAGGCGCCCGGUUCCCGAUCAAGUGGACCGCGCCGGAGGCGGCCAACUACAGCAAGUUCUCCAUCAAGUCCGACGUCUGGUCGUUCGGCAUCCUUCUCACCGAGCUCGUCACCUACGGCCGAAUACCCUACCCUGGCAUGACAAACGCCGAAGUGCUGCACCAGGUGGAGCACGGCUACCGCAUGCCGUGCCCGCAGAACUGCCCCGCGCCGCUGUACGAGAUCAUGCUGGAGUGCUGGCACAAGGACCCGCUCAAGCGGCCCACCUUCGAGACGCUCCAGUGGAAGCUCGAGGACUUCUUCACCAUGGACAACUCCGAGUACAAGGAGGCGUCGGCCUACUGAGCCAGGCCUUCCCUGCCGCCCCACCGACACGCGCACCAGCAUCAUACACCGGGCCUGUACCACAUGCCACCCGAGCUGCAAAUGCUGCACGGCAGCACAUCGCUGCAGCACCUGCAGAUACACCAGCUGCAGGCGCAGCAGGCCAGCCUCGGGCACCUGCAGGCGCAGCAGGCCAGCCUCGGGCAGCUGCAGGCGCAGCAGGCCAGCCUCGGGCAGCUGCAGGCGCAGCAGGCCAGCCUCGGGCAGCUGCGGGCGCAGCAGGCCAGCCUCGGGCAGCUGCAGGGCCUGCCGCCGCGCCACCACGCCUGCCUGCACCGCCGCGGCCCGCUCGCCGCCUACCCCGCGCCCUAGCUCGCCCGCGCCACCGAGGACGCUUAGCUGAUAGACAUGCGGCCAUUCAUAGGGAAAUUUAAUACCGCUAACGCGCUACCGUUUUGUACUGCAUUCGAUUGAUAAACGCUCGUGUCAGCUUUAUCUGGUUAAUCUGUGAUUAUGAACCUAGAAUUCUGAUGUCUAUUAGAUUAGUGUCUGUGUUACAGACUUACCACUAUGACUCCUACGGGACGACUCAAUAAAUAGGCCUAGUAUGGAUGUCGUGUACAUAGUUCGGUGGUGAACCUUACUCCAAUCGAAUAGAGUUCACCGCUGAACGUGUGGAGGUGACUGUGCACGGCCGGCGACCUCGGUGGAGCUGCAGCCGCGCCGGGAUGUAGGGUGACGCCACACCGCCCUAGCGACCGACUCGACCGCCCCGUCUGCAUAAGUUUUUACAUUAUUUUGUUAGUAAAAAUCUAGCACACUGCCGCGGCUGACUGGGAAACGUUUGCUCAAAGUACUUCCUUUAAAACUGUUAAACGAUUUUAGCUAAUAUUCUUACGCUGCAGCCAUCCUUUAUUUUACUAUCGACUUAAUUCAUACCGUUUAUACUACUGCGGCAGUGUUCUGGAAAAAAAUGUUAUACUACAUACCCAAAUGAUAAUCGUUGUUUAUCAAAAAAAUUAUUGUUAAAAUUUGAUAGGCAACGGAUAUCCAGUUUUGUUCAAAAGUUCAUUACAAUACGAAGGGGUAGACGGUACAUAUCUAUACACCUGUCAAUAUAGAUUUAAGUAAAUAUCAUAACGCCGGGUCCAAAUUUUAUGAGGAUCUGCUACAAUGCUUACCUUGCAUCGUUUCUCCUUAGCGUAUUUUGACAGAUGUAUAGAGUUACAACGCAGCGACUGCGGUCGCGCAGACCCGUUCCGACAAAUAUACAGGUUGUUAUAGCACGAUUAGUCUCGAACGAUCUAGGAAAUUGACGAAAGUGGGUUCGAUGCACGGACGAGGUUCGAAUUAGACGAGAUUUGAUUUUUGCAUGGUGAAGCUAGUUCGAGAAUGGGUUUGCAAUAAAAUAAAACGACGACGUAGACACUUAAUUACUCUUGAAUCGGUAAUAAGUUUAGUUAGACUUUUUACGAUUUUUCCUACAUAUAUUUAUAUUUAACUUACCUAGGUUAACUUAAACAGUUUUCAAAGUUUCGACUACACCUCAUAAGUAGUACGUUUUAUAUGGUUAAGCUGAUAAUGUUUCAGAAUAAUAAUUUCAUUUUGAUUAUGUUCAUACAAUUAGGGAUUUUUAGCAUUUCUUUGAAUAUAUCUACAUACCAUUUUUCGUGAGCGCCCCUACCUUGUAAGUACCUACCAAUGUACCCCAUUACCAACUUCACUUGCAAGUGAAUAAUAAAUUACUGCUUCUCGUGAAUACUCACUAUGAAUCAGUGCAUUCCUAGCUUUGAGACAUGUAACGGUUGUUGAUUAGUUUGAAUGGAGUUUAGAAAGAGGCUAUUUCGUGUGUAAAUAACUACAAAUCGGUUUCGUCUUCGCAUUAUAUGGGAGUGAGUGGCUAGAUCGGGCGUGUGUGCGUGCGUCCGGAGCGAGUAUCGUGUAUCAACAUCGCGUGUGUGUGUGUUAGGAGGAAAUUUAGGCUCGGCAGGGAUAAAAUAAAUUAUCAUGCGUCAAGCAUGUCUUUUUUAAGGAUUUAUGUUUUGAUGAGGCGCAUUAACCAAUUAGGUAUUUCACCUUCGUAUACCAUGUUUAAAGUAGUAUCGAUAUUGGUGAUAGAUGCCAAAUAAUCCUAUUAAAGAACUGAAUUUUAUAUACAUAUUAAUUGUUCUGAGGGUAUUUAGAUAUUAGGAUCUAAUUUAUGUAAUUUAAAUGCGAUAAGCCUGUUUAAAUCACGAUUGAUUGAAAUUGUAACGCGAGUCAUAUUAUGAUUUUGAAAUAAUUCUGUCGCAAUAUACAAAAUGCUGUAUCAGUAACUGAAGUAUACUUCCCUUAAAAUAUAAUAGGAUUGAUUUAUCAUGCUCAACGAUAUAAGAACGUCUGAUUUUUACUAUAUUAUUGUAUCAUAAUAUGAAUCCAAAACUGAUAUUUUAUUUGUGCCAAGACUUAUUGUUAAGUUUAAUGUUGCCACGUAUGUCGAUCGACUAUUUUUAUUUGUAUUCAGCUUCUUACUUUAUUAUAAGUAAGAUGAUUGGCCUAAGUAAAUAAGUAUUUUUGAAUGUGUAGGUUUUGUAUCCUAACUUAUAUAGAUGUAACUUACAAUAUAUGUAUACUACGUAUAUAAUAUCAACGAAGAUCGGCAACAUCAGGCAUAAAUUCUCAUUCGUUGGUACUGCACAUUUUGUUAAUGUUACAGUAAAUGUGUGCAAUAUUUAUGUUGAAUCCCGGUGCUUAGUAUAAAUGUGUGUGGCGAUGCGACUCAUUUGCGACCGACCGUGACAUCCUCAGAACAUUUAACAGACGCGUAGUUGUUUGUGUAAGCUUCAAUUGAUAAUUGACGAUAAUUCCAAUCCUAAUAUCACCUAAACAGUGCAGUUUUCUGUACCUACACCAUUCUUUCCUCUCUCAUUGUUAAUAUCUACCAAAAUUUAGUUGUAGAUAAGGAUAUCUCAUAUGAUUCAGUACUAUUUAUAUGAUAUUAGUAUGUUGGUAUUAAACAGUGUACUGACUCGACCAUUCCAAUCGGAUCGCAAUAGUUAAUACGAACAUUGUGACAAAAUAGUGAGCUAAUGGAGAUAUAUCGCGGUAAAAUAAUGCAACUGUCGCACAAAUAACUUUUAAUAUAUACCUAAAUAAUACGGUGCCUGAAAAUGCAUUUUAACGUCACAAAAUAUUCUAAUUCAUAAUGCACUGUGGAUAAAGCACUCGUGAAUAGAUACGAAAAAGUUUUUAAAUUGAUCAGUGUUCAAGGCAUCUGGUGGUAAAAGUAGUGCUAUAUCGAAAUGUUCCAAUUGUUUUGCCGUUUGUUAACUAUAGAAUUCAACACGACCCCUGAUUUAUUUCUAUAAUUUAUUUUUAUACUCUAAAGGUUCAUUUUCUAGCUGUAUAAUUAUGCUAUAGGCUUAACGCUUUACCGCAAUCAAUUUGUCUGUCUUAUAGGCAAUAUAAUUUAUAAAUUGUAUUUGUAUUGUAUUAUUAGUUAGUCAAUUUUUAAGUACUAUUAUUUUCUUAUACAAUGGCGCCAUCACAAUUAUUACAGAAAAGAUCAAUAAGAUUCAUAGGCUAAGCUAUGUGAGGAUAUGCGUGUUAGACUUGUUUAAUUAGACUAUUGUAAGUAACUGUUGCCGUGUUUAAGACGUUUGUACGAGGCCUCGAGCCGCGGCGGCCUGUACGGACGCGUUGGUGACUAGUGAAGUCAUGAAAUUCGUGCGACUGAUGUUAGUUGAUACUGUUUGACACGUGAACUAAGGUCUUAUUACCUCCGAGUAUCAAUUAAAUAUUUUAAGUUUCUCUUAUGUAUGGUUAUGAUUAUUAUAUUAUUUCACUUAUUUGUAUAGAGUUUUUUAACACAACAAUAAAUAUAAAUGUGGAA
Cydia pomonella (codling moth) is the source of this 6897-nucleotide messenger RNA. It is a transcript of the gene Src42A, whose product is annotated as tyrosine-protein kinase Src42A. Gene Ontology annotation, biological process: cell surface receptor protein tyrosine kinase signaling pathway; protein phosphorylation; innate immune response. The transcript is spliced from 8 exons. Gene Ontology annotation, molecular function: non-membrane spanning protein tyrosine kinase activity; signaling receptor binding; ATP binding. The record is from RefSeq and is a predicted model, not a curated record. Bases 270 to 3047 code for a protein of 925 amino acids. Gene Ontology annotation, cellular component: extrinsic component of cytoplasmic side of plasma membrane. NCBI's taxonomy places the organism in Eukaryota, Metazoa, Arthropoda, Insecta, Lepidoptera, Tortricidae.